Molecule: messenger RNA, 1544 nt
Organism: Branchiostoma belcheri (Belcher's lancelet)
Lineage: Eukaryota; Metazoa; Chordata; Leptocardii; Amphioxiformes; Branchiostomatidae
Exons: 6
Coding region: 121-825 (234 amino acids)
Source: RefSeq, a predicted model, not a curated record
GGAUUUCCGCCCAGCAAACCUGUUUCAACACGCAUCGCGUAGCUACUCAGUACUGAGAAUCAACAACAAGUUGGCUAGGCUCUGAGCGUUCAGGCCCGUCCAGUCUAAUCAAAUAGAAUCAUGGGGGUGGUACUCCGCGUUCACUCAAGUCCCUUCAUCCUGACGUUCUUCAUCUGCGUUCUCAUCGUUUUCUUCGAACGACAGGACGCAGCCCCUGUUGAUGGCUUUCGGGAGGCCAUGAGCAGCACUGUCUGUUGUAGUCUCUGUGUUGCAGAACAAUGUGGUUCCUAUGUAAGGAACCACAUUUCUGGGAAUUCCAUGCAACGCGAGCCCCGCCCGCACCAAGGCAUAGUGACAACCUUCAUCUACCAGUGCAUGGGCUUCAUAAUGUGUCUGGCAGUGCUACUGGUCUUGCCGACAUUGAAUGUGAAGUCACUCACUACCUGGAAACUGGAAGGGUCCUCUCGGAAAGAAAAUACCCCUCUAGUGGAGGGUAAGGAACCAAUAAUUGAAGAUCAAACGGGCACAAAUGACUUCCUAAGAGAUGUCGCAUCGCUGUACCAGGAAGCAGUGAGAGAAGUGGACUUUGCAAGAGUGGGCAGAAGAGUAGGUCUGGAUGACUACCAGAUACAAGAGAUCAUCAACAACGAAGCUGAGCAGCUGAGGGGAGAAGCCAAGUUGAAGUACCAUGACUGGAACUCAAGCAAGAGUCCACAGAGUAGAGAUGACUUAAGGGAUGAUAUUGUUGCUGACAGAAUCAAACUCCUACCUGAUAUACUUGUGCAAUAUAAACGGCCACAAGGGCGUGCAGCUUAUGCUGGCUAGGUUCAAGUGGUGUUAAUGUGGUUAUAACCAAAUACAUGUACUGCGAUGUGUUGCUUUGAAGCAAUACUGCACCAUAAUGCAGGUCUUAAAACUAGUGUUACUGUUUGCCACUGCUCUAUGAGGGGCCUACAAAGUUUACAAAAGUGAAAAGGUAAAUUGAGGAUACUUUGAAGUCUAUAUAUACAUAGAAGAGUUUGUGUGCUUGUGAAUCACGAGACCACUGUAUGUAUACAGAUAUAUACGUACUAGCAAUGCAAAAUGGACCAAGCAGCUUGAUAAAUUGUCCGACAACUCAGGCGUUUCAGGUAGCAUACAGGUUAUUUUCACUGAUAUGAUGAAAGAUGCUACAGAAGUAUCUGAAACGUCUGACUCCUCAAAACAAUUAUCCGGUUGCGUACCUUGUUUUGCCUGGAUGUCUUUCAUAACAGGGUACAUGGUUCCUUAGAAUAAAUGUUUGUCAACUGCAUGGAUGAAUACAAUAAAGUGAUACACCUGAAAGACAUGCUCCUCCUCAAGUUCCACUUAAGUGUGUACUUAUAUGUACCAGAUGUUGGCACAUUUGCUGAUGUUAUUUAAGAAGUCAAUUGCAUACCAAAUAUUUUAUGUAGUUUGAACUAGAAUUCAAAGUCUAUGUUUUAUAAGUGUAUUGAGCAAGGAACGUUAUACGUUGACCUUUGUAUAGCAGCUCUUCAUAUUGCCAUAACCUAAUGCAUGUUUCA